Messenger RNA from Melospiza georgiana, 694 nucleotides. RefSeq lists its product as uncharacterized. The record is from RefSeq and is a predicted model, not a curated record. Lineage: Eukaryota; Metazoa; Chordata; Aves; Passeriformes; Passerellidae.
AUGGAUACUAUGCAAAUGUGGUGUACGGCCGUGGCUGGCAUUGGAGCAGAUUCUGGCCCGAAGUUUCUCUGCAGCCCAGUUCACCUCCAGGCAUUUAAAGGCUUUGAGACUUUGUUGACCCGUGCACUGCCCCUGCACGACUGGCAGGAACAGAGAGGUCAUUCUUCCCCUGUACUCGGCACUGGUGAGGCCUCACCUGGAGUAUUGCAUCCAGUUCUGGGCCCUCACUUUAGGAGGGACGUUGAGUUGCUUGAGCGUGUCCAGAGGAGAGCAACGAAACUAAUAAGGGGCUUGGAGCACAAGCCAUAUGAAGAGCGACUGAGGGAGCUGGGGUUGUUCAGCCUGGAGAAAAGGAGACUAAGAGGUGACCUCAUCACUCUCUACAACUUCCUGAAGGGUGGCUGUGGUGAGCUGGGGGUCGGCCUCUUUCUCCGGGUGACAACAGAUAGAACAAGAGGACACAGUCUCAAGUUGCGUCAAGCUAGAUGUAACUUAGAAGUAAGAAGGAAAUACUUUACAGAAAGAGUGGUCAGAUACUGGAAUCAUUUACCCAGUGAGGUGGUAGAGGCAUCAUCCCUUGAAGAAUUCAAAAAAAGACUGGAUGUGGCACUUGCUGCCAUGAUCUAGUUGAACAGUUAGAACAUCGGCUGGACUAGAUGAUCUUAUAGGUCUCUUCCAGUCUUGAAAUUCUGUG